UCUAUAAAUCCCAGCAAUCUUCCACUUCCACUAUUUUUACUGGUGUUUUGUGCUUCUAAUGUCGACGUCUGCAGAAGGAAAUGGAGCUAUAAUUGAUCCUCAGAGGCAACAACAACAACAACAGCCUUCUGGGGUUGGUACAAAUGGUGCUUUAACAGUGAAAAAACCGCCGGUAAAAGACCGGCAUAGCAAGGUUGAUGGUAGAGGAAGACGUAUAAGGAUGCCAAUUGUAUGUGCUGCAAGAGUUUUUCAGCUUACUCGUGAAUUGGGUCACAAAUCCGAUGGACAAACUAUCGAAUGGCUGCUUCGUCAAGCUGAGCCUUCAAUUAUAGCUGCUACUGGUACUGGUACUAUUCCUGCUAGUUUCUCUACUGUAUCUGUAUCGGUACGGAACUCAACUGCAUCUCUUGUUUCAUCACUCUCGGCUCCACUUGAUCAGAAAUCAUCACAUAUGAUUUCACCGGCGCCGUUUAUCCUCGGGAAACGCCUCCGGUCAGAUGACGAAAACCUUGAAAAUGGGAAUAAGGAUGAUGUGGCUGUAGCUGCCGGAGCUGCUACUGCUGUGGGUCCCACAGCUGGGUUUUGGGCUGUUCCAGCUAGGCCUGAUUUUGGUCAAAUUUGGAGCUUUGCGGCGGGGCCUCCACCAGAAAUGAUGGUGCCGACAUCCGCUGCGGCCGCGGCGGCGUUAAGUUCGCAGAGUUCUAGAUUCUUUCAGCAGCAGAUGGGAGAGGCUUCAGCUGCUAGAGUUGGAAAUUACUUACCAAUGACUCAAGGGCAUCUCAAUUUGCUAGCUUCUCUAUCAGGUCCUCCACAGCCUUCUUCCGGGAGAAGAGACGACGACGGACGCUGAAGAUAUGAAUAUUAUUAUUGUUAUUGAUAUUGUUAUUGUUGUUGUUGUUAAUAUAUCGUAUAAAUGUGUUUUAAUGUUCUUGAUUGUGUUAGAUGAGAAAUUUGUUGCUAGGUUCUAGUGAGUGAGAAAUGAACUAGGGGUUUGUUCAAUUUCAUGAAUUAUUGCUAGGAUUAGGUUUGUUUGCUUUAUCUCAUUUGUCAAGAGUUUACGUUCACCGAGUUUUGGUGUUGUAAGCUGUGUGACGAUAACACGAAACACAAGCAUCAGGGGAAGUUGUUGCUUGUGAUGAAUUUGGUGGGGUUUGUUCUGUUGUUUGCAGACCUCAUAAUAAGCUGCUUUGAUCACUUUGUAACAAGAGAUAAUAGGGGAUCAGUGUGGACUAUGAAAACCUGUAGUUCCACAUGAAUGUUUUGUAAGGAAACCGUGGAGGUUUCCGUUGAAUUUAAUUCUGUAAUUUGUUGAAACUAUAUCAGUUGUGAGCUUAAACUUUCCUACUCAAAAGAGUGCUAUGGACUUUAAUUUAUUACUGAA
This is a messenger RNA of Solanum verrucosum, 1381 nucleotides long. RefSeq names its product transcription factor TCP7-like. The record is from RefSeq and is a predicted model, not a curated record. Lineage: Eukaryota; Viridiplantae; Streptophyta; Magnoliopsida; Solanales; Solanaceae. Gene Ontology annotation, molecular function: DNA-binding transcription factor activity; sequence-specific DNA binding. The coding region runs from base 59 to 850 and encodes 263 amino acids. The transcript has a single exon. Gene Ontology annotation, cellular component: nucleus.